Molecule: messenger RNA, 690 nt
Organism: Letharia columbiana
Lineage: Eukaryota; Fungi; Ascomycota; Lecanoromycetes; Lecanorales; Parmeliaceae
Exons: 2
Coding region: 1-690 (229 amino acids)
Source: RefSeq, a predicted model, not a curated record
AUGCGCGUCGCUCCGCUCUCUCUGAUCGCGUGCCUGCUCGCAGCUGUCGCCGCGCAGUCUGGACCCACGUCGAACCCUCCCACGACUCUGCCAGGCUUCACUGUCACGGCUGGCACCUCAUCCACGUUCACCUGGACUCCUACGACCUCUGGUACUGUAACUCUGACAUUGCGCAACGGUCCUACAAGCGACUUGAAUAAGGGAAUCGUGCUCGCUUCUGGAAUCGCCAACUCCGGCUCCUACACUUUUACAGUUCCCGCUGGUACUGCUAGCGGAGCAUAUACCAUUGAGAUUUCUUCGGACAGCAACGCGAGUGACGCCAACUAUAGCGACGAUAUUACUGUAAAUGGCUCCAAAUCUGUUGGAUCUGCUAGCCCCUCGCCAUCUACCCUGACGACCACCGCAUCAAGCUCUGGUUCCUACUCCUCUGCUUCUUCUUCCAUCGAUACCAGCACAACCACCCUCAAUUCUGAGACCUCUGCUACAAGCCAUGCGUCCACUAGCAAAUCAGCUUCCAGCUUGUCUACAUCAGGUGCAACCAGAUCAGCAUCGUCAACGAGCGGAACCUCUGCACCGACUAGUAGUACGAGCACCCCAACUGGUUCUUCGAAAGGCGCAAAUGCAGGAACUGUACUCCGCGUCAAUAAUGGCCUAUUAGCGUUAGUCUUGGGGAUACUGGCUGUGUUUUAA